UGCAUGACACUCGCUCGCCGCGCUUCCUCCUCCCGGGCUGAGUCGGGAAGUCAGUGCCGCUCGGGCAGACCCGGGCAGACAGCAGCCGAGGGGCCAUGGCGCAGCGCGGGCUGGGACUUGCGAGGCUGCCCGGGCUGCUGGCGGCGCUGGCGGCGCUGGCGCUGGUGGCGGAGCAGGGCCCCCGCGUGUCUGCCGAGCGGGGCCUGGCUCUGUGGCCCAUGCCGCUCUCGGUGCAGAUAGCCCCGCGUCUGCUGCGCCUCUCCCCCGAUAACUUUUACUUCGGCCACGACCCCUCUUCCAAGGCCGGCCCCUCGUGCUCCCUCCUGACGGAAGCGUUUCGGCGAUAUUAUGACUACAUUUUUGGUUUCUACAAGUGGCAUCAUGGCUCCGCUAAGUCUCAUACUGAACCGGAAUUAAAGCAACUUCUUGUCUCAGUCGUCCUUGACUCAGAGUGUGACACUUUCCCCAAUAUCUCUUCAGACGAGUCCUAUACUUUACUUGUGAAAGGACCAGCGGCUCUCCUCAAGGCCAACAGAGUUUGGGGAGUAUUACGAGGUUUAGAGACUUUUAGCCAGUUAAUUUACCAAGAUCCUUAUGGGGCUUACACCAUCAAUGAAUCCACCAUCAGUGAUUCUCCAAGGUUUCCUCACAGAGGAAUUUUAAUUGAUACAGCCAGACACUAUCUGCCAGUUAACAGUAUUCUUAAAACUCUGGAUGCCAUGGCUUUUAAUAAGUUUAAUGUUCUCCACUGGCACAUUGUUGAUGACCAGUCUUUCCCUUAUCAGAGCAUCACUUUUCCGGAGUUAAGCAAUAAAGGAAGCUAUUCUUUGUCUCAUGUUUAUACACCGAAUGCUAUCCGUACGGUGCUUGAAUAUGCCCGAUUACGAGGGAUUCGAGUCAUACCAGAAUUUGAUACCCCUGGACAUACACAGUCUUGGGGAAAAGGUCAGAAAGACCUCCUGACUCCAUGUUACAAUAAACAUCAGUCUGGGACUUUUGGACCUAUAAACCCUAUUCGGAAUACAACUUACAGCUUCCUGUCCACAUUUUUCAGAGAAAUUAGUGUGGUCUUUCCAGAUCAGUUCAUUCAUUUAGGAGGAGAUGAAGUGGAAUUUUAUUGUUGGGAGUCCAAUCCAGAUAUCCAGUAUUUCAUGAAGCAGAAAGGCUUCGGCAGUGAUUUUAAAAAACUAGAAUCUUUCUAUAUUCAAAAGCUUUUGGAUAUUAUUUCAACCAUCAAGAAGGGAUCCAUAGUCUGGCAGGAGGUCUUUGAUGACAAAGUGAAGCUUCAGCCAGGCACUGUAGUUCAAGUAUGGAAGCGGGAAUCGUAUGCUCAGGAACAAAAUGUAAUCACAGCAGCCGGUUUCCCUGUGAUCCUUUCUGCUCCUUGGUACUUAGAUUGGAUCAGUUAUGGACAAGAUUGGAUAAAUUACUAUAAAGUGGAACCUCUUGAUUUUGGUGGUUCUCAGGAACAGAAGAAACUUGUCAUUGGUGGAGAAGCCUGUCUGUGGGGAGAAUAUGUGGACGCAACUAACCUCACUCCGAGACUAUGGCCUCGAGCAAGUGCUGUUGGUGAGAGACUCUGGAGUCAGAAAGAGAUAAAAAAUAUAGAUGAUGCCUACAAAAGACUAACAAUUCACCGCUGCAGAAUGGUCCGACGCGGAAUAGCGGCACAACCUCUUUUUACUGGAUAUUGUGACCAUGAGGACAAAAUGUAAAAAUGAGCCAAAACUAGGAGGGGAAAGAAGCCCAUAGCAAUCUACUACAAUCAGCUUGGUUUUGAAAUCAUGUAAAUUUGGUACAUUGUUUUGAAUAAAAUAUAUCUUUGUAUUGAUUGAA
Messenger RNA from Hipposideros armiger (great roundleaf bat), 1836 nucleotides. RefSeq names its product hexosaminidase subunit beta (gene HEXB). The record is from RefSeq and is a predicted model, not a curated record. Lineage: Eukaryota; Metazoa; Chordata; Mammalia; Chiroptera; Hipposideridae. Gene Ontology annotation, cellular component: lysosome; membrane. Gene Ontology annotation, molecular function: beta-N-acetylhexosaminidase activity. The transcript has 14 exons. Gene Ontology annotation, biological process: carbohydrate metabolic process; glycosaminoglycan metabolic process; ganglioside catabolic process. The coding region runs from base 96 to 1715 and encodes 539 amino acids.